Messenger RNA from Priapulus caudatus, 5427 nucleotides. RefSeq names its product UDP-glucose:glycoprotein glucosyltransferase 1-like. Lineage: Eukaryota; Metazoa; Priapulida; Priapulimorpha; Priapulimorphida; Priapulidae. Gene Ontology annotation, molecular function: UDP-glucose:glycoprotein glucosyltransferase activity. The record is from RefSeq and is a predicted model, not a curated record. Gene Ontology annotation, cellular component: endoplasmic reticulum.
UCAACAUGGAUGCGCCCAUGAAACGGAUAAUGCAUUACAUGGUGGUUGUGGUAGCAUUGCUGCUGUCACUGGGUCUAUCUACAACAGAAGCUGUGAGAAGAAACAAACCAGUAAUCGUCUCCCUAGAUGCAAAGUGGGCUUGCACAUCAUUCAUCCUGGAAACUAGUGAAUUUUUGGCACAUGUGAAUCCUGCUACAUUCUGGAAAUUUGUGGAUGAAGUUUCUGAAAGAGAGAUAUCCAUUGAGAAUUUGACAGAAAAGGAACAAUAUGAAUUGGCAUUAGAAAUUGCAGGAGCCCUUCUCUCACCUGCUCAACUGAAUCUGCUGAAGUUGUCAUUGUCUAUAAGAGAAUUCUCCGCAACUAUAGAAAUGUAUAAACAGAUUUCUAAAGACAGAGUUUUGCCAGAGGCCUGUGAUGCAGUUGUAGACAUCAAUGGUGCAUUAAGUUGUAAGCCAGCUGAGAUUAUCCAGAUGAUCGAUAAUGCUAAAAAGGAGAAACCUGCAACCUAUAAAAUAGAUCAUUACUAUCCGGCUAGUGAAGAGAAUGAGCCAGUCGCCAUACUUUAUGGAGAGCUAGGUACUCCUUCAUUUAAAGAUUUUCACAAAAUGCUCAGACAGGCAGCAAUGGAUGGCUCGACUGCAUAUAUCCUAAGACAUUAUACAAAGCCACAGAAUGAGGCUCCCAAAAAAACUAGGCUGGCUGGAUAUGGGGUAGAACUGGAUAUCAAAAGUACAGAGUACAAAGCACAAGAUGACACAAAAGUAGAGGGAGAGGAAACAGCAGAAGAUGAAGAUGAAGAUGAGGAAGAAGAUGUUGAGGGAUUCAUAUUUUCUAAGUUGAAGAGUUUACAUCCAGAGAGGAAAGAUGACCUAGCUAAGUUGAAAUCACACCUGAUAGAAUCAAAUCUGCAGAUGGCACCACUAAAGGUUUGGCAGCUCCAAGAUCUGAGCUUUCAGGCAGCACAGACAGUGUUGUCCUCUCCAAAGGAAGAAGCUCUCACUAUGCUACGUAGCAUCAGUCAGAAUUUUCCGACAGUGGCACGUUCUCUGGUCAGGACCCAGGUGCCUGCCCAACUGAAGAAUGAAGUUAAGGAGAACCAGCAGAGCUUUGAAAACUACCAUGGCAUCAUGCCAGGAGAUUCAGCGAUGUUUCUCAAUGGACUCUCACUAGACCUCGAAGUUGUUGACAUAUUCACGAUCCAGGAUGUACUGCGUGAUGAGCUAUACACGAUGGAGGGUCUGUGGGCUCUAGGACUUAGAGUGUUUCUGUUGGACCCAUCUGAGGCAAGAAGUAAAGACUUGAUGUUGCUUGCUGAGACAUUCUAUGUUCACAAGGCUCCUACAAGGAUAGGUCUGGUGCUUGUAGUGAACACAGAUCCUACAGUGAAAGGCCGAAAUAAUGCCGGAGUUGCCGCUCUGGAGGCUUUUAAUUGGAUCAGUAAAAACAAGAAUGUACAUGAAGGCCUUACCUUCCUCAAUGAGCUUCAUGCGAGCACUGAUGCUGGUAGUAACAUUGAAGUAAAGGAUAUCGUCAAGUUACUCCUUACCAAGUAUAACCUGGAGGAUAUGGAUCCUAUCUUUGGUGAUGAUUCGGAAUAUGAUUACAAUAGAGAGUUUGGUAUGAAGUUUCUGGAAGGCACCGGACUGGCACACACACCACAGGCACUCAUGAAUGGUCUUGUCAUCGAUGAAAACUCUAUGGAUAAAGACUCGUUCGAAGAUGCAAUGCUAGCAAAGAUGAUGGCAGCAACACCAGAGAUUCAAAGGGCCAUUUAUAUGGGGGAACUUGUGGACAGUGACAAUGUGGUGGAGUUUCUCAUGACUCGUGAUCAUGUAUUACCGAGAAUCAACAAAUAUAUUCUGAAAACAGAAGGAAAAUACCUUGACUUCAGUGGUUCCGCAGAUGAGGCAGCGAGGACUGAUGCAAUAGCAUUCUCUAGCUUAUCUACAAGGGAUAUGACAGUCACAAUGUCUGAGAUACAGAACUACAUGACUAGGAAGGGAGACCCAUUUCUCCGCUCUGUUACUAUCUGGGUGGUUGGUGAUUUAGAAAGAGCCAAGGGCAGAGAACUGCUUGCAGCUGCAAUCAAACAUAUGAGGACAUCAAAUGACAUCAGGUUGGGUGUGGUGCACAAUCCCAAGAAGAAGGGUAAAGCACCGAGCAUGCUCGUGCGAUCAAUUGAGGCAGCUCUGGCCACACUUAGUCAUCAACACUGUAAGCUGUUUAUCAACAAACUCUUAAAGGAAGAGAAUGCUGCACAGGUCAUCACUGGAAAGAUGGCACCAUCAGAGUUGGAAGUAGGGGGCAUGGACACGGCCAUGUUCCAAAGCUAUCUAGAAAGCAUGAGCGAUGAUUUCAUAAACAUCCACCAGACGUUCAGUACGCAGGUGCUUGGUUUCACACCUGGUGACAUCGGUGUGAUUGUGAACGGCAAGGUUGUUGGACCGCUGAGCGUCGGUGAGAAAUUCUUAGAGGGCGACUUUGCGCUGCUAGAAACGCACACGUAUAAAGCAUCUGCUUCGAAGAUAAGAAGUAAGGUCAAGUACAUGAAGAGUGUCGAGGAAAAUGGCGACGAAAUCGGCAGCGACCUCAUCAUGAAGAUCAGCGCCAUCUGCCUGCAGAAGGAGCAGACGCGCACGCGGCAGACGGUGCGGCACACGGGGUCCGAACAUAGCACGCUGGAGAUCGCCGCCGCUGACGCGGGGGCGCCGGCGUUUGACGUCGUCGCGAUCGUGGAUCCGGCAUCGCGCGCCGCGCAGCCGCUCUCGCACCUGCUCCUCGUGCUGCAGUCGGCGCUCAACGCCAACGUCCACGUGCUCAUGAACUGCCGCGCGAUGCUCUCCGAGAUGCCCGUGCGCAGCUUCUUCCGCUACGUGCUCGACGCCGAGCCAGGGUUCACGGCGAGCGGUGAGCGCGCACGCGGGCCGCUCGCGCGAUUCACCGAGCUGCCGCACAAUGUGCUGCUGACGCUCAACAUGAAGGUGCCGGAGAGCUGGCUCGUCGCGUCGGUGCGCGCGAGGCACGACCUCGACAACAUACGACUCGAGGACACGGAGGCGGGCGUCACGGGCGAGUACGAGCUCGAGUACUUGCUGCUAGAAGGUCACUGUUACGACAAGACAACAAGCCAACCUCCCAGAGGGCUGCAGUUCACACUAGGCACCAAGGCAAACCCUGUUUUGUUUGACACCAUCGUCAUGGCAAACCUCGGGUACUUCCAGCUCAAAGCAAAGCCAGGGGCAUGGAUGCUACGGUUGAGAGAUGGCAGGUCGUCUGACAUAUACACUAUAUCAGAUCAUUAUGGUACGGACUCCCCGCGCAAUUCAAGUGAUGUUAUCACACUGAUGGACAGCUUCAAAAGCAAGAUCAUCAAGGUGAGAGUACAGAAGCAAGCCGGCAAGGAGAAUGAAGAUUUGCUCAAGGAAGAAGGCGAUGAUGAUUCAGCGAGUAUUUGGAGCUCUAUAUCAAACACCCUUAGUGGCGAGAAGAAAAAAGAGGAAGAGAAGGAUCAGACGUUAAACAUAUUUUCUAUUGCAUCUGGACAUCUAUACGAAAGAUUUCUAAGGUUGAUGGUACUUAGUGUCAUGAAGCAUACCAACAGUAAUGUGAAAUUCUGGUUCCUAAAAAAUUACCUGUCUCCCCAGUUUAAGGAGUCCAUUUCCUACAUGGCAAAUGAGUAUGGAUUUGAAUAUGAGCUGGUGACAUACAAAUGGCCUCGCUGGUUACACCAGCAGACCGAAAAACAGAGGAAGAUUUGGGGGUACAAGAUUUUGUUUCUCGAUGUCUUAUUCCCACUAAACGUAAAGAAGAUAAUUUUCGUUGAUGCGGACCAGAUUGUCCGUGCUGAUCUUCAGGACCUAGCUGACCUGGACCUUGGUGGGGCUCCAUAUGGUUACACACCAUUCUGUGAUAGUCGCAGAGACAUGGAUGGGUUUAGGUUUUGGAAGUCUGGGUAUUGGGCUAGUCAUUUAGGGCACCGCAGGUAUCACAUCAGUGCAUUAUAUGUGAUAGAUCUCAAAAGGUUCCGCAAGAUAGCAGCUGGUGAUCGGCUUAGGGGCCAGUAUCAAGGGCUAAGUCAAGAUCCCAACAGUUUGUCAAACUUGGAUCAGGAUUUGCCUAACAACAUGAUUCAUCAGGUGGCAAUUAAGUCGCUUCCGCAGGAGUGGCUGUGGUGUGAAACGUGGUGCGAUGACUCUUCAAAGAAAUAUGCAAAAACUAUAGAUUUGUGUAAUAACCCAAAGACCAAAGAGCCUAAACUGGACAGUGCCAAGAGAAUCGUUCCAGAGUGGACAGAAUAUGACAACGAAAUUGCAACCUUGUUAGAGAAAUUCCAUGAGGAGCAAGGUUCUAGUAGUAAAGUCAAUGCCAUUUUAGAUGAGAAGUCCACUGCAUCUAAACAGAAGCCGGUGCACGUGCACACUGACUUGUAACAGAAGAACUGCUACCGUAUCAGCCAUCAUGACGGUCCUGCCAUGAGUUGUCAAUCAUUACUGUCAGGUUACCGGUGUUCACUUUAGGAAAAAUCGUAUUGCCAUUUAGAGUCAUUCCCCUACAACACUGCGUGGAAUCAUUAAGUUUGGCUAGAAGACAUGCAAUAGCCAAGCCACAGUUUCUCGACCAUAACAAGAUUUAAAAACCUAUAUAUAAAUGAAAAAAUGUUCUAAGAAAAGUAUAUAAUUAUAGCUACUCAGCAUGGCAUGAAGCCAGUUCUGCUGUAUAAUUUUAAUUACCACAUUUGCUCAUGAAGAAGGCAAUCAAUCAUUUCUCAUUUCCCAGUUCUGAGGGUCAUGCAGGUUGAGGAGCAACAAGGCAUUACAUAAUAAUUCCUUAUAAUGUUGUAAAUUUAUACUAUUUGGGACUAUGAUCAGAAUAUUUUGCCAUAUAGCCCUGUUAUUUAUUAAGGGUUGCUGCACAGGUGUUUAUCCCCCAAAUCCUUCGUAAUGUUAUUAUGGGCGCGAGUAUAUAAUUGUGACGUGUUUGGUAUUAUUGGGUCAGUGUGAUUAGUCAGAUUAUUAGUUUCUGCAUUUCGUGGAAAUGUUCGUAAAUGUUGCUGUAUGCCACCACACAUUCACUAGAAAAUGUUUGCAUACCUCUCAAAACUGUUCGUCAGUGUUUGUGUGCAUGACCUCAAGCCUGUUUAAUCAUUGCGAGCAAAAUUAUCGUAAGAAAUCAUGUGUAAUUAUUGGCACUUUUCAGUCAUGAAACCUGAUACGUUGUUAGUCGUCUGCAUUAAUUGUUCCUGUAUGAAUGCUAAUGUGGUAUAAUGGUGGUUGGUGACUUCGGGAGGAAGGAUCCUAUGUGAUCUCUAUUUAUGUUGGUGAUGUCAAUAUUUUUCUGGGGAGUUUAGUGUGAUCUUGCAUCUCGUUUUUCAAGGGAUAUGUCUUGUACAUAAUCAGCAAAGAAAUUGAUAAUGAAAUUUUAACUUCA